CAACUUUACCGGGGUUUGCUUUGCUAUGCCUCCACAGUAACUCCACAGCUCAAACUUUGUUUAGAAAACCCAUAUAACAAAAAUGGCAGCCAAAAUAGCACCUAGGUGAACCAUUUUUGCUGAACAUCCGUCGUUUUCAGAGAAUAGGCCGAUUCUCUUCCAACUCGAUCCCUCUGUGUUUCCCUCAAAUACGAGUAGCUAAAAUGAUCUAUUGUGUAUAAUUUUGAACCUGAGUUGAUGGAUUGAUAUCAUUCAUUUGAUAUUUUUUAUUAUCUUUAUUGAUGCAAUCAUUUCAAUAUAAUUGUUCGUCGUUCUAUUACUAUCUUUUCUUAUGAUUGAUUGCUUGAAACCUAUAUUAUGUGUGAGACUGGACACGACUAUCUCAAUAGAUCACCAAUGAAUUGAACUAUCCCGAUUCCUCAAGAUAGAAGUAUGUAGCACUCAUCAUUGUCUAUUGGAUCUAAUAAACAUUAGCCAUAUUAUAGGAUGAAAACCACAUCAAUAAAUCUCUUGUAACUCCCAUGACUAUCUUACGAUCGCAUCUAGGGCCAGGGGUAGGGCACAAGCCCAAAACCUGUCGGCUGUUAAGCCCUCAAGCCGUUCGUGGAGUUUGUGGGCUAGCGCACAAACCUAAAACCAAGAAUACAAUAUAUUGGGUUGGAUCUUUUUAUUUGGGUCAAGGGUACAAGCCCAAAACCUUUCGGCCGUUAAGCCCUCACGAAAGCCUGCAAACCUACAGAAAAGUCGUAACUUUUGACCACACCAAAAGGAGCCCAAACGCUGACGUGGCCACAACCCAUUGGUACGCUCUGUUCAGAACUACCCAUCACUCCACCACCUAAACAGCAAUCGCCACUUGCAAACACAAAAAUUCCUCUUCCAGAAUAUAUUUUCACUUUUCCCAUUUCUUCUUUAUUCUCAAUCGGCCGGCGGUCGCCUGGAUCGAAAUCGCCGCCGCUCUUAAACCCUCGACGACUCUCUCCCCCGGCAGUUCUUUUCACUUCACUUUUCUUGUUCUUCACAACUCCCCACUUAUACCUUUCGUCUCACUCCAUGGAAUCCUUUUAGGAAUAGGUAAGAAAGAAAUAAUACCUUCCAGCGGAUCAGAAAAAAACCGAUCCGGCCAUGGAUUUCGUCGAGCUGGAAGCGACGGAAGGCCUGCGAUGGUCGUGGAACGCCUGGCCGACGACGAAAUCCGAUGCUGCUUCACUCGUAGUCCCACUCAGCAUCAUGUGCACGCCGUUGAUGCAGUCGUCGGAGCUCCCGAUUCUGCCCUACGAGCCUCUCCACUGCACUCGAUGCAACUCCGUGUUGAACCCUUACGCCAGGGUCGAUUACCAGACGCGCAUUUGGAGCUGCCCCUUCUGCUACCAUCGCAACACUUUCCCGAUUUCUUAUUCGGGCAUCGGCGAAUCGAAUCUCCCCGCGGAGCUAUUCCCGACCUACAGUGCCGUGGAGUACAAAAUCGACAAGAAAGAAGCGAAGAUCGGCACGAGCUCGCAGUUGAGUUACCGAUUGGCUCACGGAUUGCCUUCUUCCAAUGGGUCGCUCUCCUCGAUGGCGUCGUUGGGCUCUCCGAGGUUUGGGGCCGGUGGUGGUGGUGGAAGUGGCGGAGGCGGCGGUGAGUUCAGGAAGGUGGGGCCUGCUUUCGUCUUUGUAGUGGAUGCUAGCACGGCCGAGGAGGAGCUGAAAGCGAUUAAGACUGAGCUACUGUUGGUUGUGGAUCAGUUGCCGGAGAAUGCACUGGUGGGUUUGGUUGCGUUUGAUUCCAUGGUUAGGGUUAGUGAUCUGGGUUUCUCAGACUGCUCCAGGGCUGUGGUGUUUCAUGGUGGGCGUGAGCUCUCAUCAGAGCAGACUCAAAGAUUUCUGGGGUUACCCAUCAGAAAGCAACAGCAACUUGGUGUUAAUACGCCAAUCAUCCAAAAGCAGGGAUUUUUGCUUCCAGUGUCAGAAUGCGAGUUCAACAUAACAACUGCAAUUGAAGAAAUCUGUUCUUUAGAUGUUUGCAAGCCUGGUCAUCGGCCUCAAAGGUGCACUGGAACAGCAAUAGCUGUUGCUCUUGGACUCCUUGAAGGAUGUUGUGUGAAUACUGGAUCCAGGAUCAUGGUAUUCACAUCUGGACCUGCAACUUUAGGCCCGGGUGUCGUGGUUGACUCUGAUCUUGGGAGCAUGAUUAGGACUCACAGGGAUCUCAUCAGUGGCCAUGCCCCAUACUACAAAAGCUCUCUUAGUUUCUACAGCACUUUGUCUCAGCGGCUGUCCGAUGCAUCUGUUGUUCUUGAUUUAUUUGCUUGUUCUCUUGAUCAAGUAGGAGCAGCAGAACUCAAAUCCUCUGUGGAGAAAUCAGGUGGAUUCUUGCUCUUGAGUGAGUUAUUCGACUCCCAUGAGUUCAGAAAAUGCCUUCGCCACAUAUUCAUUCGCGAUGAAGACGGAAACCCAAAAAUGUACUUUGAUGGAACGAUCGAAAUAGUGACCACUAAAGAUGUAAAGGUCUGUGGAGCUCUUGGACCUUGUGUGUCUCUUGGGAGAAAGAAUGAUUUAGUAAGCGACCAUCAAAUAGGCGAAGGUGGAACCUAUUUGUGGAAGUUGGGUACACUAACCAAUAGGACAUGCAUAGCUUUCUUCUUUGAAGUGGGGAAUGAGCAGAAGGCCCAGCCAGGGUCAGCAUUCCUUAUUCAGUUCAUAAUCCGUUUUCGUCGUGGGAACUUGGGAAUCUAUGAAAGGGUCACAACAGCUGCAAGAAGAUGGGUUGGAAGUAAGUCUGCGGAAAUUAGUGCUGGUUUUGAUCAGGAAGCUGCUGCUGCUGUAAUGGCAAGACUGGCCAUCCACAGAGCAGAGAAAUUCCAUGCUAGAGAUGUCAUCAGAUGGCUUGAUGACAACCUCAUCAGUUUCGCUUCUCAGUUUGGAGACUAUAUUGAGGAAGAUCCAUCGUCAUUUCGGCUCUCGUCAAACUUCUCUCUCUACCCUCAGUUCAUGUACUAUCUGAGAAGAUCCCAGUUCAUAGAUGUUUUCAACUCGAGUCCUGAUGAGACGGCAUUCUUCCGCCUCAUGUUAAACCGAGAAGGGGUGGUGACUUCCCUCAUCAUGAUACAACCGACGCUGUUCCAGUACUCGUUCGAUGGGCCUCCUGUACCUGUUCUCCUGGAUGUUCGGUCCAUCUCUCCUGAUAUCAUCUUGCUGUUUGAUUCCUACUUCCAUGUUGUGAUACACUAUGGUUCGAACAUUGCCCAGUGGAAGAAGCUUGGAUACCAGAACGACCCCAGCCACGAGAAUCUGAGGAAGCUAUUGGAAGCCCCUGAGAUCGAUGCUGAGCAAUUGGUCGAGGAUCGAGUCCCGGUACCCAAGGUGAUAAAAUGUGACCAACACAGCAGUCAGGCUAGGUUUCUUCUGGCCAAGCUGAACCCAUCAGUGACUCAGGAUUCAAUGUACAAAGAAGGCUCGGAUGUUAUACUCACGGAUGAUUUCAGCUUGCAAGUGUUCAUUGAUCAUUUGCAGGCGCUGGCGGUAAAAGGUUAAGGAGCGUGUAAGGGUAAAAGCAUGAUUGUACAUAUCUUCUUGUGAUCUUUGAAAUAGAUGGGUAGCAGAAGGCAUUGUAUAGUACCUUGAAGAGGCCGACGCAGUUUUGGGGUUGAGAAUAGAUUUUAGUAACUUUGAUGGUAGUGGUCACCCUUCACAGGGUAUAUUUUGUUCGUUUGCUUUUGUAUUCAUCUUCAUGUCGGGAGUCUCGAACUCUCGGCAUAGUAAUAUUUAACACGGUGAGUCCUGUCACUCAGUUUUGUUUUGCAAUUAAACUAUCAUAGUUUGCAACUGGACGAAGAUCAUCUUCCACGACUACAAUGUUGUCAAAUCGGCGUAAACGGUUACGCUAGUUUAACAAGUGGUAUGAUUUAUCAAGGUACAAGUGGUUUAUAUGUCAGUCUAUUGUUUGAACAAAAUACUUGAGGAAACUGAAAAUUCAGUAUUACCAAAUGAGUUGUGCAUAUAUAUAUGGUGACUUCUACUGUGCCCAGGGCAAAAGCCGGGUACGGGUACUUUGGCCGAUCUUAACCGCUCGUUUUCAAUCUCCACGGCUCACGUUUGUUAAACCUAACUGCGCCACUAAAUAACUAAACAAAUUACAAAAAGCCUCCUCCGCGUUAAGUUUGUUUUCAUCCUAGUCCAACUAACUGCCCCGAUUAAAUUAAAUGGAUUAAG
Linum trigynum is the source of this 4194-nucleotide messenger RNA. Lineage: Eukaryota; Viridiplantae; Streptophyta; Magnoliopsida; Malpighiales; Linaceae. The record is from the annotation of a GenBank genome assembly.